Molecule: messenger RNA, 2757 nt
Organism: Owenia fusiformis
Lineage: Eukaryota; Metazoa; Annelida; Polychaeta; Sabellida; Oweniidae
Source: the annotation of a GenBank genome assembly
CCUUUGAACAAUAAAAGUACGCUUAACAGUAUACAUAUAUGUAAUAGCAUGGCAUCUUGCUUACUUAUCACGUUCACAAUGUCAGUAAAUAAAAAAACAACCGCUAAUUCAGUGAGCAGUAAAUAGUAAAUACGCGGUAAGUUGUGUACGACGGACCUCCUUUUUUGCUUCAAUGACAGUGGUUUAUGACCCUGGAUGGUAAACACUAUUGUAUCAGCUGACGUUUUCUGGGUCAAGGUAACCAAGCAGCUGGUUGUUUGCAUGCACUUUGCAUGAAAAGCUCUCUACAGAUAAGUCAGUAUUUCAAAAAAAGACUUCAACAGGACGUAUUUAGCAUUGUGAAAUAUAACGGAAGCAUGAUGGUUUAAUAACUUGCUUUGGAGAUUUCUGAUCGGAAAGGGCAUCAUUUCAGUCACUACAUUAUUGCAACGGUAGACACGUAUAGACACAAUGUCUCACAUCGACGAUAUUACCCUUCCCAACGCACCACUUACACGGAGCUACCUGUAUGGGGCGCCUAAAACACCCCUUGUGGACAUGACAUUAGCCGAGGCCCUCAAUAAAACAACAGAGAAAUAUCCUGAGAAAAUUGCUAUAACGUAUCUUGAUCCUACCCAAGAAACAUCACACUCUAUGACAUUUCUAGAAUGGCAGAAAAGUUCCAAGAAUCUUGCGGCAUCGUUGAAAAAGAUGGGGAUCACCUCAAGGCAUCAUGUGGCUAUAUUAGCUCCUAACUGUAAAGAGUUUUUGAUCGCUACAUGGGGUCUAUUCUACAUAGGCGCUACCGCUGUCUUCCUUAGCCACGAAUUAAAGAGCGGAGAAGAUAUUCUAGGGAAACUCAAGGCAACCAAGUGUAAAGGCUUGAUCAUUUUUAAUGAUGAUGGGCCCAUGGUCUCCAGUAUAAUAGAAACAAUCUUAUUCGAUCCAAAAUGCCGAGUCCCGACACGUUUCAUCGUUACGAUCGGUCAGAGUACCCACGAUGGUAUCCACAGUCUACAGACAUUGAUAAAUAGCGCCAGGGAGGCGGAUUUGAGCAAUUUAGAGAGAGCAACAGGGGGAAAUCUUAGUGGAAACAACGACGCUAUCGUCUGCUUUACUGCCGGAACAACAGGCAACCCUAAAGCUGUCCCACUCAAUCACGUUAGCUUGAUUAAUGCUUUCACUUUCAUUUUGAGGAGAUUCGGAAUCGAUGACCAACAGGUGUUUUUCAACGAUCGUCCUUUGACAUGGCUCGGUGGCUUCUUGUCUCCCCUCUGCGCGGUUCUGUUUGGCGCUAGAGUAGUUUCUGUGGAUACAUCUAAGACUGUCAAUCAGCACGACACGGAGUUUAUCCUGGGUACGAUGAAUCGUGAAGAUGUCACCCAUGCAAUGACAUUGCCGUAUUUGUUAUAUGAUAUUGUUCACUUUGGAGAAAAAUCAGAAUACAAACUUCGUCAUCUAAAAGCUAUAUUUGUGAGUGGACAAAUGGUCCCGAGUAAUCUUGUAGCUGAUAUGAUAGCAGCUUACCCAAAUAUAACUGCCUUUAAUGCCUAUGGUAACACAGAAACAUCUGGCCCUAUAGUAACGAUCUUCGCCGGUGAAAAUCUAAUGCAAGAUGGUUCUGUCACCGUUGGUCUUCCUAUACCACAUUGUGAGGUCAAGAUCAUUGACAGUAAUGAUAAAAUCACCCCUAUCAAUGAAUCGGGUGAGGUCUGUUUAAGAGGUCCAAACUGGGUCAGUAGACCGUAUCGAGAUUCUGAAGGAUGGUUUCGCACUGGAGAUAUAGGUAAAAUGUCUACCAAUGGAAGACUAUUUAUUCUUGGUAGAUGCAAAGACAUGAUCAAAAGAGGCACACGCUCAAUACUCCCUUCGUACUUGGAGACCGUCAUAGCGACGCAUCCUAGCGUAGAAAGCGUAUGUGUGGUCGGUGUCCCAGACGAGAGGCUAUACGAGGAGAUAUGUGCCUGUAUCGUUGUGAAAGCUGGUGCCACUCUCACUGCUGAGGAUAUGACGAGCUGGUGUGACGAAGUGUUCGCUGCUGAAGGCACAGCAGAUGGCAUGAGUAUGGCACCGAAAUAUUUUAUAUUUGUGGACAGUCUCCCUGUUGCAACAAUAGGGAAGAUUGAUAGAAAGAACUUAUGGGACCACGCUGUCACAACCCUAGGCAUACAAGUGCGUCAAUAGCUAGGCAUACACGUGCGUCAAUAACUAGGCAUACACAUGUGUCAAUGACUUGAUAUACAAGUGUGUCAAUUACUAGGCAUACAAGUACAUGUCGAAAAAAGGAAUAAAAAAUGUACAUAAAGACUGUGUCAGAUUGACACAAUUCGUUUGGUACUACAUUUACUCUGCAUAUCUUGUAUAGGUGGCAAUAUACAUGUAGGAAUUAAUAAAUGAUAUUUAUAUAAUCGCUCUAACUGUGCUAUACAGAUGAUUUUUCAAAAUAGAUGGCAAUUUGAAGAUUAUUCGUUUAACUGAUAUUGAUCAUGAUUAAAUACAUUUUUCAAUAUAUUUGAUCCAACAGAAAGUCUGUUGUUGAUGUACAACAUGUGCCCGCAAUAACAAUUACGAUUGUUAUAGAAAAAAUUUCAUGUAAAAGUGUACUUUUACCAGAAGACAAAUAUGUGAGAUAAAUAAAAAAAGUGUUUUAGUUCUUGGGUAGAAUUAACAACCAGUUAAUAUAUUGAAGGAUAAUAAAUUAACUCAAUCGUAUGUUUACUUAACACUCUAAUAUAGAUUCUCUAUAUGUCAAUUACAUACUUGUAAGAUUUGAAUUUU